CCCGCAUGCGCAAAGUUGGGUUGGCUUCUUCCGGUCUGUGCGGUUCAGCUCUUGGUGUCAACAAAAUGCUGGACAUACGAGGUUGGGCAGAGUACAUUGUGGAAUGGGCUGCUAAAGACCCUUACGGUUUCCUUUCAGCUGUUAUCUUGGCACUAACUCCAUUGUUCAUAGCAAGUGCACUAUUGUCGUGGAAACUGGCAAAAAUGAUUGAAGCUAGAGAUCGAGAACAGAAGAAGAAACAAAAACGUCAAGAAAAUAUUAAUAAAGCCAAGAGAGCAAAGAAGGAUUGAACAUGUAACCAAGAAACAUUCCUUUUCUUGAACUAAAAUACAGCUUGUUAUGCAUAUUUAACAAUUUGGCAAUAACCUCAAGAUCAGUGUCGUAUUUCAAUUUGCUUCAUUAGAUCUGUGCUCCUAUUGUCUAAUAAUUUGUUGGAAUUUUUAUGAUAUCCAUUAGCAAUCAUGAUAAUCACUCAUGCUUUACAGCUAAUUUUAUACUUGUUUACUAUUUAAAUUGAGUGUAUAUAUUUCUCAUUCCUCAAGUACCUGUUUCAUCAAUUCCAUAAUCUUGUGACUGAAGAUGUACUGAGAAAUUGCACUGAAAUCAAUGGAUUGAUACAAUAUGAUUACUAUUUCUAAAUUAAAAAUUACUUGUAAUUUAUAUCCAGUUCUAUUUUUGCUCAAGAGCUUGAUAUUACUAAAUUCAAUUCAUAAUUGCAAAGUAAUGAGAGAAGGGAAAAACAUUUUAAAAUUUUUGUUUAGUAAUAUGGUGCAUAUUAAAGCCUUUGAAUGGCAAUGUUUCCUUUACAUGGUCUGUAGUAAGUCUUGAAUUCUUUAUUACAUUAAAAGAAUUGUAGAUGUACAUGUACAUGUUGAUGAGUUAUAGUCAAACAUCAAAGUACUUUCAGUAAUCAAAAAUGCCUAAAAACAGUACAGUUCACAAAUUGUUUCAUGCUUCAAAUCCUCCAUUUGGAUUAAGGAAUUGAUAUUUUAACAAAAUAGUUAUAUUUUUUUUAUCAGAUCCUGGGUUUCAUUAAUAACUUGAACUGUUAAAAUAAUAUUUUAGAAAUCUUGUGGUAAGGUCACACAAUUCUCUUUAACGAAAAUACUUAAAACAAAGGUAGCACGUCUGGAUUAGUUCAAAUAGUGUCUCAAGUCUUUUGAGAACAUUCACAAUAAGAAUUGGGGACCAUCUUGAGAUUGGCUAAGAAGUUUGGCCAGAAUGUACUUUUGGCGUGGUGAUGGCAGAACAUUUAAACUGUUGUUUGAAAAUAAUAUUUGUUUCCCAGCUUUUGAAAUAUAUUGCCUAAUUAUUAUUGUAAAAAGAAAAGAUUUGGAGUAAAUGAAUACAGAGUUUUGAGGGAGAUCUUUAGGAAAUCUAUUGACCUAAACUGUAAUGGUGACAAUAGGAAACAAAGAAACAAAUAGGAUCUUGAUCUUUGUAGCUUGAUUAAGAUUUAUGUGCAAGUGACCUUUUAGGAUGAUUUAAAUUGCACUUUGAGAGUUUUAAUACAAAUCUGUGGAUGUGGAUGAAUAUAGUUCAUACUGUAUACAGUGUGUGUGUGUACAGGAAUAGUAGAAAAUAUAGCCAAAUCUAGCAAUGUUGGAAGACAUCUGAAGUAUUAGAUUUGUUGACAUAUUUAUCAAAGCAAAGUUAUUUUUUCAUCAAUAGGAUUGUAAGGAAAAUUGGGAAGAGUUUAAGGCUGUACUUACAUUAUAAAAUGACAGAUUCUGUGAUGGAGCAGAGCAACUGACCUUCUGCACCUUGUCUCUGGCCUCCAAUAUGUCUGCAAGGGGUCUUUAAGUUACUUAGUUAAUUCCAGCAUUUCCAUGAGUCUAGUGUCCCUUCCCAGAGCCUAGCCCCAUAAACCAAACCACCUAGAUCCAUGCUUUGGUGCUUUGGUGCUUUGGAUGUUAUGUACCACUACUGAAAUAAACUGAGAGAAACAUAACAGAUUAUAUAUAGUAUUUGCCUGAUUCAAACUCUCUUCCACUUUAAAGCUAUUGCAUAAUUUAAAUUGUUUUCUAUGGCUGAACCUUGAAAGUUGCUAACUGACACUUGCAAAUUACCACAAUUAAUCAAAAAUUUCUCCCAAUUUUGUCAGUCUUUUACAUUACCUAGCACAAUUCUUGAAGAUCAUCCCACAAUUUAGAGCCUUGGGAAAUUAUUGAGAAACCAUAAAUUGCAGUUAAGUAUUAAUUGCCCAUGCUGGUAAUGAAGCUUGUUACUUUUGGAAAUGCUCUAAUGCAAUUACAAACUUGUAUUGCCUGAAAAUUCUUUUUAUAAAUCUGUUAUAUCUAAUAUGAUGGUAUGCAACCAUCCCGUUCAAUAAAAUUCAAAUUACAUUUAUCUGAGAGCUGAUUUUAGUAAAAUUAACA
Mobula hypostoma (lesser devil ray) is the source of this 2378-nucleotide messenger RNA. RefSeq names its product small integral membrane protein 15 (gene smim15). NCBI's taxonomy places the organism in Eukaryota, Metazoa, Chordata, Chondrichthyes, Myliobatiformes, Myliobatidae. The transcript has 2 exons. Bases 6 to 290 code for a protein of 94 amino acids. The record is from RefSeq and is a predicted model, not a curated record.